AUGCGUCCAGCAACGCGCACGUCGCUCGUCGAGUUUCGCUCGAUCCUACUACCACCAAUUCGCAUUCCGGUUCGCGCUCUCGGAGCGUUAUAUCGCCCACAAUGCUCACGGCCGGCUCCCAAUCGCGCUCCUCUGCAAUGCCUAAUGCAGCGUCGGGGCAUGAACCUCUACAAGACAGCCAAAUCCAAGACACUGUUGGGCCAGCACAAAUCCUUGACGUUCUCGCCGUAUCAGGUAGAGCCUCCAAGUGCAUCGUCGCACCGCAUCAACCUCUUUGAAACGGAUAGGCACCAUUCCAAGUAUGAACUGAUAGCGAAGGAUGUGUCAUUGCAAGAGGCAUAUGAUAAUUAUGUCAAGCCAGGGCAUAUGAUUUACUGCUUGAAGCAGUUGAAAAAGGGAAUGGCAAAGAUGUUCAAGGCCGAGGGCAAUGAACAUGUGUUGGAUGAAUACAAUAGAUUCUCGUUUGUGGAGGCAAAGUCGCACCGGAUUCCAUUGAACAGUCCCCAGAAAGGACGACAACUCGGAGGACUGAAGAAUAUUAUUUUCAACGAGUCGAGUCCACUCUCGCAUUACCGGCUGUCAAUGGACCGGGCUUACCAAUUCAUCGAGUCGGGCUCGCCUGUCGAGUUUCGUAUCCGAUUACAGGGCAGUGUGGCCAAAGCAGAAAGGCUCAUGCCCGGCGACCCGACCGUCUGGCCGUGGAUGCAUGCCCGCUUCCCGCACUUGCGACCGGAUUUUAUCCUCAAAGGGAUGCCAGAAGGAACGACAUUUCUCAUCAACCCAGUCAGCGACGGGCGGGUGUGCCAGUGGGUCAUGGCCAAACCAACGACUGUAUCCACCACCCAAGACCUGAAUAGGCGAUUUGAAAAGGUUCAGAAAGGUGUGGUAACAUCCAUCAAGAAGGGACAGCAGGAGAUGCUGCCACAGCAAAUGCGGCUUCAAUUGGCCGGGAGUGGAAACCAGAAUUACUCGCCCAACACGGGCCUGCCGAGAUCAAAGGCAAAGGCGAAAUAUGGCAAGGGUGGAGAUGUCACAUAUGGGGCUGAGGAAAAGAAGCACCUGGCCAAGGACGCGGAGACGUAUAGAUUCCUGCAGCCCGAUGAUGAGGAUGGGGAUGAAUUCAGGCCCAGGUACAGGUACGCGAAGACGCCGCCGCCGGAGCCCAAGCAUCGAUGGCUAGGACGAGGCAGCAGGCGGUGAAGGGGGGCGGGGUUAGGCGUGCAGUGCAGUGUAUUGUAUUGUAUUGUAUCAACACGGCUGGCGACGUGGUGGCUCAAUUGAUAGAUAGAGAUACGUGUACAACCAGAAAGGGUUUCAGCAAUGCCAGGUGUGCUUGGCGGAGUGGUUAGGGCUGACUAGGGA
Bipolaris maydis ATCC 48331 is the source of this 1362-nucleotide messenger RNA. The record is from RefSeq and is a predicted model, not a curated record. Lineage: Eukaryota; Fungi; Ascomycota; Dothideomycetes; Pleosporales; Pleosporaceae.